Leguminivora glycinivorella is the source of this 1571-nucleotide messenger RNA. RefSeq lists its product as uncharacterized. The record is from RefSeq and is a predicted model, not a curated record. The transcript is spliced from 2 exons. NCBI's taxonomy places the organism in Eukaryota, Metazoa, Arthropoda, Insecta, Lepidoptera, Tortricidae. Bases 91 to 885 code for a protein of 264 amino acids. Gene Ontology annotation, molecular function: nucleic acid binding; zinc ion binding.
CCCCGCGAUAGGCCUAUUCUUAUUAAACCAGUGUGCAAUUAGCUACGGUGCGUUUCACUCGUGUCCUCACAUACCUACCAAGUGGCGGCGAUGGCUGGGACUUUUGGGUUAAUUUCGGUUUUUAAUCACGAAACCCAGGAAUGGAGAAGCUACAAAAAUCGUCUAUCUCAGUGGUUCAUAGCCAACGAUAUUAAUGACAACACAGACAAAGCCCAAGUGAAACGUCGAGCUAUCUUGAUAAGCGCACUCGCCGAAUCUACCUACCGGCUAGCAAGCAAUUUAGCAUUACCGGAUACGUUAGAAGAAAAGGGAUAUUCGGAUGUGGUGAAGAUUUUAGAUGCACAUUUCACACCUAAACGCUGCGGGUACGUUGAGCGAUUCCAUUUUUAUUCGGCCACCCAGCAAGCGGGCGAAGGUCACGUGCAGUGGGCUGCGCGUCUGAAAGGCCUCGCCGCGUACUGCGAUUUCAAAAAUAUGGACGACGCUAUUCUCGACAGAUUUGUAAUGGGCAUGCUCCCAGGUCGAGAGCGUGAAAAGCUGUUCACGCAGAAUGUCGGCGAGCUCACGUUGUCUAAGGCGAUAGACUUGGCGGAGAGCAUCAGGGUUGCUCGCACCGGUGGCGCUGCCGCCGGCCCCGCUGGAGCGCCGGUGGCCACAGAGGCCAGCGGCCAGCUGUUCCAGAUUGAAAAAGCACCUGCGCGCUCGUCUGCUGCGGCGUCUGAUGUACAGUGUUCGGUGUGUGGUAGAUUCAAACAUAGUGCUACAAAGUGUCGGUUUAGAAAUUAUAAGUGUAGGAAGUGUCAAACAAAAGGCCAUCUAAGUAACAUGUGCAAGGCUGUAAAAUAUAUCGAGUCGGAGGAGGUGAACGAAGGUGAUGACGGUUAAUUAUCACGGAGGCGCUGAGAGAACUGAUUUUAAUAUCGAGGACCAGAUAUUAUAUAAAAAAUAUAUAAAUAAAAAUAGAUUUAAUUGGGUAAGAGGAAAAAUAACAAAAAAACUAGGUCAAAGGUUGUACCUAAUAGAAGAUCAAGAAACUCGUCACGUUAUAAAAAAGCAUAUCAACCAAAUCGUUUUAUACAAAGGGAUGCCAACCAAUUCACCCACUACAGAAUGUACGGUGCCCACUAGACAGCUGGCGCCGACCGCACAGGAGCCCACCAUAUUCCUGCCCGUACCGGGCCCAGCAGCCUCCACGAGUGUCAACGCGACAUCCACGACGCCUCCCGGAGAACCUGAUGGCUUGGAUACUCUUCAUCCAGCGGAGAGGGAAGAGGGUGAUAGUAGGCACCCAGAGGGCCAGAACCCCCAGACAUCCGAGAACGUGGAUGAUCAUCUUGUCUUCGCCUCCCCGGAGGCCCAGUCACCUCAACAACCCGGAAACUCAGAUCCUCAAGGCACGAGUGACUUAAGACCCUUGCCACCACGGCAAGCUAGACUUAAUUUAGAUUUUAAGAAAUACUUUUAAGAUAUUGUCAAAUAAAGGUGGAGGGAUAUAGUACGUAUGCAUGGCAGCGGCUGCGCCCGCGCACCCCGCGAUAGGCCUAUUCUUAUUAAACCAGUGUGCAAUUAGC